CAGCCGGCCCCCCCUUACACACACACACACACACACACACACACACAGUUGAGCAGAGGAAACGGAAAAGACGAAACACACACCGAGGCUGCUUUUCAUUUCAAAACCUCGGGGCCGUGGAAAGAACACCGAGUUCCUUCUUUUCUCUCUCCAACCUGCUUUUUCUUUUGGCUCAUUUGUUCGACCGGCGCUACUUUUUUUUCCCUCCUCGCACUCCCCCGGAUUUCCACUUGAAAAGUUGCCACCUUUUUGGCCAGCUGUCUGCAGCUGGCAGGAAGCGUCCGCCCUGCUCGGGAACAAGGGACCUAAAGUGAGGAGGGGGGAGAGAGAGAGAGAGAGAGUGGAAAAAAAGAGAGAGAGAGAGAGUGAGAGAUGCCGCCCCAGCCCACGCAGUCGCAGGUGAGGGAGAACGUCGUCAAGUUCCUCCGGAGCUUCCCGGGAGUCCUCCGGAUCCUGCAGAUCGUCUUCGGGGCCGGCCUGUGGGUGACGAUCGCCGCCAACAAGUACGAAGGCUCCAUCCACUUCGUCCUCUUCGUGGCGGUGCUCUUCUGGCUGCUCACCCUGGCCCUCUUCUUCCUCACCCUGCUGGACAAGCAGGACCUGGUGCCGCUGCUGGGAGGGCCCCGGUGGCCCAGCACCAACCUGGCGCACGACGUGGCCGCCGCCGCCCUCUACCUGCCGGCCAUCGGCGUCAUGAUCUACAAGACGGAUCGCAACUCCUACUGCAACCUGGAGCAGUACAAACACUCCUGCCUGUACAAGGUCUACCUGACGGCCGCCGUGUUCGCCUGCCUCUGCUGCCUGGCCUUUCUGCUCUCCGUCGUCCACGGAGCCUGCAGGAAGAGCCGAGGCGAGCAGACGCUCUUCUAAAUGAGGACGGACGCUUUUUUUUUUCUUCUGCAAGAUGAGGAAGAGUUCACGUCACUGUACAUACUAAAAAAUGUUGGGUUAAAAAAAAUAACCCAAUUGCUGGUUGAAUGACAAACCCCUUAUUUGAGUUAUUUUAACUCAACAUUUUGGGUUAAUUUUUUUCAACCAAACUUUUGCGGUGAAUUAUUUCACCAAAAUUUGAGUUAUGAUAACUCAAUGUUGGGUUAUUCACGACCAAACUAUUGGGUUGAAUUAUUUAACCCAAAAGUUGAGUUAUGAUAACUCAAUGUCGGGUUAUUCAAAACCAAACCAUUGGGUUGAAUUACCGGUAUUUAACCCAAAAGUUGAGUUAUGAUAACUCCAUCCAUCCAUUCAUUUUCUACCGCAAUGUUGGGUUAUUCACAACCAAACUAUUGGGUUGAAUUAUUUAACCCAAAAGUUGAGUUAUGAUAACUCAAUGUUGGGUUAUUCACAACCAAACCAUUGGGUUGAAUUAUUUAACCCAAACGUUGAGUUAUGAUAACUCAAUGUUGGGUUAUUCACAACCAAACUAUUGGGUUGAAUUAUUUAACCCAAAAGUUGAGUUUUGAUUACUCAAUGUUGGGUUAUUCACAACCAAACCAUUGGGUUGAAUUAUUUAACCCAAAAGUUGAGUUAUGAUAACUCAAUGUUGGGUUAUUCACAACCAAACCAUUGGGUUGAAUUAUUUAACCAAAAAGUUGAGUUAUGAUAACUCAAUGUUGGGUUAUUCACAACCAAACUAUUAGGUUUAAUUAUUUAACCCAAACGUUGAGUUAUGAUAACUAAUGUUGGGUUAUUCACAACAAAACUAUUGGGUUGAAUUAUUUAACCCAAAAGUUGAGUUAUGAUAACUCAAUGUUGGGUUAUUCAAAACCAAACCAUUGGGUUGAAUUAUUUAACCAAAAAGUUGAGUUAUGAUAACUCAAUGUUGGGUUAUUCACAACCAAACCAUUGGGUUGAAUUAUUUAACCAAAAAGUUGAGUUAUAAUAACUCAAUGUUGGGUUAUUCACAACCAAACUAUUAGGUUUAAUUAUUUAACCCAAAAGUUGAGUUAUGAUAACUAAUGUUGGGUUAUUCACAACCAAACCAAUGGGUUGAAUUAUUUAACCCAAAAGUUGAGUUAUGAUAACUCAAUGUUGGGUUAUUCAAAACCAAACCAUUGGGUGGAAUUAUUUAACCCAAAAGUUGAGUUAUGAUAACUAAUGUUGAUUUAUUCACAACCAAACUAUUGGGUUGAAUUAUUUAACCCAAAAGUUGAGUUUUGAUUACUCAAUGUUGGGUUAUUCACAACCCAUCUGCUGGGUUGAAUUAUUUAACGCAAACGUUGAGUUCUGCUCGCUACAAUGUUGGGUUAUUCCAAACCCAACUAUUGGAUUGCGCAAUUUAGCGCUCCUUGACCCAAUAGUUGGUUCAAAAUUAUCAAUUUGACUGCUGGUUUGUCCUACUCCUUCCCAACUACUGAGCAAAAUUAAUUUCAUCCCAUUAAAAUAUACUCAAAAGCAA
This is a messenger RNA of Nerophis lumbriciformis (worm pipefish), 2395 nucleotides long. RefSeq names its product MARVEL domain containing 1 (gene marveld1). The record is from RefSeq and is a predicted model, not a curated record. Gene Ontology annotation, cellular component: membrane. NCBI's taxonomy places the organism in Eukaryota, Metazoa, Chordata, Actinopteri, Syngnathiformes, Syngnathidae. Gene Ontology annotation, biological process: myelination. Gene Ontology annotation, molecular function: structural constituent of myelin sheath.